GUUGAUGCUCUGUCCUUCACGACCCACGCUCCGGCUCGUGCUGCUGCCUGUGCGAGCUACAAGAGAGUGCUGACGAUCGUCCUACCUAGGACGCUCCUGGCAAAUCCGUCUCGUUAACCUACUUAUCACGUUCCGAUCCUCGUGGCUGGAAACGUGACUUCACACCCCAUCUGACCCCUCUCCAACACAAGCGUCUUCAUCCCGCCAACCGCCAUCAUCUUUCCACCACGUCCUGGACUCCACCAACUUUAGACCAUGGCAAGGAACAGGAUUCUCUUAACUGGCGCGAGCAGUCUCAUUGGAUCACACAUUCUCAACCAGCUCUUAUCUUACGAUGUAUCUGUUCGGGCCGUAACCGGGUCGAGCGAGGAAGCUCACGCUCUCCGGCAGCAAUAUCCCGCAUCGAAUCCUCCACGACUGGAUUUCGCGAUAGUGCCUCACAGCGACCUCGCCAUUCCGGGAGCAUACGACGAGGCUCUGCGAGAGCAUACGGAGCCUUUCGAUACCAUUAUCCACACUGUCACCGCGGAUCCAUCUGAAGAGGCAGACUGCCUAGCCCGGUUCGUCAAUCUUGAGACCGAAUCCUCGAUCAACUUCUUAAGGUCGGUUCAAGCGCUGACCUCAAGGGUUCGGCGAGUCGUCAUCACUGCUUCACUUUCGCCAUUUGCCCGAUGGUUGGUGGAUCCCCAGGUGGAGAGAAGUCCUCGUGGUGGUAACCCCGCUCCUCACCGACCCGCAGAGAUUGAUUCCGAGUACGUGCUUGCGACCAGCCAGGCGAGCGACAAUAUCGUGCAUGAUGCGCUGCGGAAGUGGAUGAGGGACGCCCAGGCCCGUUUCGAACUUGUCUACGUCACAGCACCCAGUGUCUACGGACCAUCGAUACGUCCCCUACAGAACUCGUCAGAUCUCCAGGAAGCAAACCGACGAAUAUGGAACAUUUGCAGUAACGACUCCCGCGAACGUUUGUCCUCACCGCCAUAUGGGAUUGACUACUUCACCGACGUCAGGGAUCUCGCGUUUGCCAGCGUGCAAGCCGCCUUCAUUCCACAGGCUGGUAACAGGCGUUUCGUCAUAUCUGCAGGGACAAUGCCCUCAGGCGCUGCGGUUGCGGACUUCCUCAUCAGUCGAUUUCCCGAACUUGGGAGCCGCGUACGAUCAGACGGUUCACCGCCACGUCGAGCAGCAGCCGGGGAUCCUCCUCUUGACUUUAUCGACACGCAUCUCGCAUCUUCCAUACUCGGGCUGGUACGGUACCGCAUGGUCGAAGACACACUGAAGGACGUCGCUCAGCAGAUCCUUGAACUGCAUCGGAAGAAGGAAUGGAAAACAGUGAUACAAAGCUAAACAUGUAGUACAGAAUUCAUUCCCGCCUUCUCGGCGCCCAAAGCGCUUGCGAGCGCAUCGCUGUUGGCAACAGUCAGUGGUAACUCGCAAGCUAUCU
Messenger RNA from Trematosphaeria pertusa, 1441 nucleotides. Its product is annotated as NAD(P)-binding protein. The transcript has 2 exons. Bases 256 to 1344 code for a protein of 362 amino acids. The record is from RefSeq and is a predicted model, not a curated record. Lineage: Eukaryota; Fungi; Ascomycota; Dothideomycetes; Pleosporales; Trematosphaeriaceae.